This is a messenger RNA of Moneuplotes crassus, 1533 nucleotides long. NCBI's taxonomy places the organism in Eukaryota, Ciliophora, Spirotrichea, Euplotida, Euplotidae. The record is from the annotation of a GenBank genome assembly.
AUAAAAUAAAAUUCUAUCCCUCAAGAUGAGUUCGUUUGAUAACAUUCCAUUGAAUAGAAAGAAGAAAAAGAAAUCCAAAUCAAGCAUACCAGGCAAAUAUUUAGACAAAUAAUUAUUUUUAUACUGGGCAAAAAUUCCUCGAUAGUGACCAAAUUUUUAAGAAAAAGAGCAACCCAUUAGAAAGGAUUGGUGAUGUUAAAUCUCCGAUAAGAGUCUGAAAUUUUAAAUAAACAACAGGAUCAAGGAAUUAUGGCGAUCCCGAUUAUGAAAAACUUUAACAUAAUUACCAAGAAGAAAAAGAAGAAGUUUAAUAGUUUGAUUGACCUCUAAACAUAUCUGCUCCCUCUCCAAUACAUUUGGUAAAAGAUCAGGCUAAUAAUUCAAUUCAAUAUGGUCAAAACCUUGUUCAGGAAAAUUUAAAAUACUCAGCAAACUCCAAUUCCUUCCCGAGACAGAAAAGAAUUUCCAAAGCUGCAAAUUCAUCCCUCACGUUGAACCCCCAGAUGCGCUUGACAAACUCAGAUAGAAUCUGCAGCAUUGAAGUGAUUAACAAGUCUGUGGCUGAUUGCAAGAAGAAGCUUGAUAAAUAUCAAAAGGCAAAGAAAUUUAGACAAAAUCAGAAGUCUCAGAGUGUAGGCACUCAUUAUAAUUCAGGACGGAAUUCAGAUAGCACCCAAAGAUCUAACAUAAAGCCAAAGUGUCAUUUAUUUAAGGCCACAAAAGGCAUUAAUGCAUUUCCUAGAGGUAGUAGCUGCAAUAGCCCUCGAAUUGAGCAACCCUUCUUGUACAAUUUCUUUAAUGGUAAAGUUCCGACUCUUCGUGAGAAGCUAAAUUCUACUGUUCUACACUCAGAUUUGCAAAGGCAAUCUAUCUUCGAGCAGCAGUUUCAGCUAGAGAAUACAGAAUACUCAGACUUGUUCUCUAAUGAGAAGAUCAGUAACUUUUAUAAUAAGAAAUUACUUGAGGAUAUUUACAGGGGAGAUGAUGACAUUCUUUCAAAUGAACUUGAAGGAGGCUAUGAUUACGGAAAGACCAAGAAAAUUAGAAAGAAAGUUAAAAAGCUAAAGCAUACUCUGUCAGCGACUCUUGGUAGAAAGCCUGAACCAACAUGAAUGCAAAUAAAAUCUCUAGCUCCGAAGAUUCAUCAAAAUAUUAUUCAAAAACGGAAAAGUUUACUAAAAUCAAGGUGAAAGAACAAUGAAAGUAUGGUGAACAUUAACAUAAAUUCUUGACUUUUUAAACCUUUGAAAAAGGAUGCUUUUACUGAUAGUAUUCGCUUCCGUAAAAAGAAGAAAAAGAUAAAGAACCUAAAAUCUUGGAUUAGAAAAGAGAGACUUAAAGGAAAUAUUAAAAGCCUUGAGAAGGUCAGAAUUCUGAAUCUAACAUGUGCACAAGGUUUUCAGAGGAAGAACAUGAUGAUGAAUAAAAAUCCAGAGCCUUUCUAUACUCAUGAGAGCAUAUUUUAGGCAUAAUAGCAUGAAUUAUCGACAGAUAAUUCUGUAGAAACUGUAGUCACCAUUUGUAAUUCAAUUC